Babesia bigemina is the source of this 1575-nucleotide messenger RNA. RefSeq lists its product as hypothetical. The record is from RefSeq and is a predicted model, not a curated record. Gene Ontology annotation, molecular function: protein binding. Bases 1 to 1575 code for a protein of 524 amino acids. The transcript has a single exon. Lineage: Eukaryota; Apicomplexa; Aconoidasida; Piroplasmida; Babesiidae.
AUGGCGAAGCCGGUCCCGGCGCGCCAGGAUUCUGGCGGCAGCACCGGAGACGUCGAGGACUCCCGCGAUGUGAAGAGCGCCUCCGGGAGCGUCUCGGAGGAGCUCAAUGCCACGCAGGUGUCGUUCGCGAGCGCCAGGCGCACCAGCGGCGAGCACAUUGCGCACCAUCGCUCAAAGCCGGUGGACGACCGCAAGCAGUGGAGCGCCAUCAAGUCGCUCAUGAAAAAGCUCAACACGCUCUCGGAGCCCAUGGGCGACGCCGGGUGGGGCCCCGCGUACGAAAUCGCGUCCAAGCCGACCCGGAAGGGGCCCACCAUGGGGCUGUUCUUCGCACCGGCGAAGCGGCCGGAGUACUGCUCGCUCAUCAUGCAGACCCCGGAUUCCAUGGAGCGCUACUCCUUCUACGGCAAGCUCAUGCAGCACAUGAGCUGCGCCCCGUACGCCAUCACGACCGUCACCUACGGCCACGUGGUCGGGAUCGGGCGGUGUGGGCUGUGCGGAACGCAGUGCGGCAAGGUGGUCGUGUACAAGCUGGACACGUUCGAGCGCAUCUUCGUGUUCGACACGCUGUACUACUACGGCAAGGCUGAGCUUCCGAUGGUGCAACUGGAGUCGAUUCCGGCCGACGAGGACUCCGUGGUCGCGCCCAACGCGUUCGAGAUCAACGCCCUCAAGCUGGUCAAGACGUUCGAGAACUACUCGACCAUGAUGGUGGUGGGGAACCAGCUCGGCCACCUGCUCGUCGUCGAGCUCCCCUCCAUGCGGCUGCUCAACAUCAUAUACUACCCCAAGCAGGGCGUGGCGGCAACUCCCGAGCCGCCGACCUCCGCGGCCGUUGAGGAGGAGGAGGAGGACGACAACGAGUAUGAGGAGACGCCUCGGCAGCAGCGCAUCCAGACCGUGGUGGAGAUGGGCGACCCCAGCCCCUACAUUUCGUGCCUCAAGGUGCAGCCGAACGUGAACGACGUGUGGGUCGGGUACGGUGACGGCACCUUCGCGGUGUUCACCAUCCCCGCGGGCCUGUGCAAGAAGCACGUGCCGGCGGACUCGAUGGAGAAGGAGACGAACAGCAACGUCGAGAUCGACGUCCGGUGGCAGCGGGUCACGAGCAUCCAUUUCUCGGGCAUGCUGGACCUGGCGCUCGUGGUGUACGGCAACAUCCGCGUCGACGUGUGGGACUCCCGCACGUACACCCUCCUGAAGUCGCUGCCGGCGUCCAUACUCACGUGCGACUCCAGCCUCAUCUCGUCCAUGCGGGUGUACGAGGGCCACGAGAAGAUGUGCCUCCUGUUCAUCGGCUCCAUGGAGGGCUCGCUCAUCAUGCGCAAGGUCCAACGGCACCCGACCCACGGGGUCUCGUGGUCGCUGCUGCUCAACCUGCUGUACGACAUCAAGUUCAGCGCGACGCCCGGCGAAAAGCACGAGAGCACCCACGAGCUCGAGUCCAUCGACUUCAGAGGCGCUCCCAUCACCUGCAUCUACCCGCUGCUCUCCUACAACGCCGUCAUUGUGGGCAACGCGUGCGGCGCCAUGGUAGCGGCGUGGAACGUCCUGAAACGCAUCAGGGGGAAGUGA